AACGUGGAUUAUAUAUGAACCGCGAACCGUAGUCAUCAUUUUUAGAACCCUCGAGCACACCAGACAGAGUGAGAAGAGAGAGAAAGCCAAUAAACUUCCCAUACGAUCGUUAACAUUUCUAGGGUUAGGGUUUUGAAAUUCUUCCCCAACGCAACCAAAAUCGAUGAUGUCCUCCGGAAACACUACAAUCGCCACCGCCUCUUCACAGCAGGAUGGAAAUGCGCCGUCGAAGCCGCCACUGAGGAAGCCGACUUUCGUCAAGGUCGACCAACUUAAACCAGGCACUUCCGGCCAUACUUUGAUCGCCAAAGUUCUAAGCUCUAACACCGUCUUGAAGAAAGGAAAGGCGGUUUCUCAGAACCUUCGCAACACCCGAAUUGCUGAGUGUGUUAUUGGUGAUGAAACUGGCACCAUCAUCUUCACCGCUCGCAACGAGCAAGUUGACAUAAUGAAGCCUGAUACAACUGUGAUCAUCCGAAAUGCAAAGAUUGACAUGUUUAAGGGAACAAUGAGGCUUGCAGUUAACAAGUGGGGCCGCAUUGAGGCAACUGAACCUGCUGAUUUCACUGUGAAUGAGGAAAACAAUCUCUCCUUGAUUGAGUAUGAACUUGUCAAUGUUGCAGAUGAGGGACAGUGAUCUUUAAGCUGGUAAAUAUUUUCCAAGUGUGAAGAAAGUUUUGGGGUUAGUCUAACUUGUCUGGUUGGUAAUUUGGUAAAGGGCUCUCUCUUAAUUUAAUGAUUAGUUGGAAUAUUAGUAAUUGGUAUAGAUAUAUGCUAAAGCCGCAGUGAGGCAUGAACUUCGGAACUUGGUAUUUAGUAAUUGAUGUUCUGGUUAGUGCUUUGGCUUGUUGCUGGACAUGGGGUUGUAAAGAAACGAAGUGUUAAUGAUAAUGAUGAAUGGAUGAUGAUCUGCUUAUUGUUGACUUGAA
Molecule: messenger RNA, 929 nt
Organism: Spinacia oleracea (spinach)
Lineage: Eukaryota; Viridiplantae; Streptophyta; Magnoliopsida; Caryophyllales; Amaranthaceae
Exons: 2
Coding region: 164-637 (157 amino acids)
Source: RefSeq, a predicted model, not a curated record